UUUUUUUUUUUUCUUUUUUUCGGAGCUGGGGACCGAACCCAGGGCCUUGAGCUCGCUAGGCAAGCGCUCUACCGCUGAGCUAAAUCCCCAACCCUUGAACUUUUUCUCAGAUAUUUGAAUAUCCAUUUUUAGCUGUUCUGACACCUGCUGAGGGGCUUUGGGGGCUUCUAUACAAUGGAAGCUCUACAAGUGCAUGGGACUUUGGUCUGUUGGUCCUUGAGAUGUUGCAGCCCCUGAAACAGUAUCUAUUCCAUAGUAUGUGUCCAAUAAAUGUAUCAAGUGAACAUAUUUCCAAAGCUGGGGAAAUGGCACAGUGAGAGAAGCCUGAAGAUCGGAAAGCCACGGGCUUUAGUUGCAGGUACAGGAAAGGCUAAUAUUCGGAUCAAAUCUUCUGUGGGGGCCUAGUAUGUGCAAGCUACUGAAUUUGGUGCUGGGAUUCCGUUAAAGAAAAGCAAGUCAUGCUCAGACGUCAGUUGUAAGGCAGGGCUGCGGAGGUAACGAGUACAUUUUUUCAGUCUGAGCUGCUUUGAAAUCAUCUUGCUGCUCAGAAGGUAGCGAGCUCAGCGGGACUGCAAUGCUCAUGCAGGGCAUAGGCCGCCCACCUGUCAGAGGCUGUGCCAGAAGGACGCGAGGGAGCAGCGGGGGGAGCUCCACCUUGGCUGAGGUCACUUCCCACCCCCAGAUUCUCUGCCUACAAAACCCUGCAAUUCUCUGACGCUGUAGACUCGGGUCUUAUUAUUUUCUGACUUUCAAGGUCUCAUGAUCCUGACAGCCCCAAAUGCAAGUCUUCACUUUGCCCACGCCCUAGGACCCAAAAUUAAAACAAAGCAAAAAAAAAAGUGAAUUCUACAGAGUAUCGUCAGUAGGUGGCUGAGAGUAGGCAGUGUACCCUUCCCCACCUCGAAGAAGCUAUCGGGGCACAGCUCAGACGCUGGGGUGUCAGGGACGUCGCGAGACUGAGGUCCGAGACGUCGCUGACAGCGCCGGAACACGUGACUGGCUGUCGGGCGAGCAGCCCGCGGAGCUGGGCCCGGCCUGUCACGUGAUGAGGGGGCGCCAUGGGGUGAUGUGAGAUACGAGGCUCUCAGACUGCGUGCAGAUGACGCAUUCCCAACCCUUUGGGCAACUAGAUUUCAGUUCCAAUAUGAGAUGUUCCGGUAAAGGAGGGGGGAGGGCGGGCUCUGGAGCCUGGCAGCCUCGCUUCCGUUCCGCUGCAACUGCUGCUUCCGACCUCCGCCUUUCCCUCUAGCGAGGACGAGACAAGGCCUCGCGCGCAUGCUCCGAAUCAUCCUCCGAGGGGCGGGGUUGCAGUCGCGGGAGCAGGAUGGGGGGAAGAGAAGGGAAUUCCAACCUGUAGAACUUUGGGGGUCCUAUGGUCGGGUUCUUCCCCACCACUGUGGAUGGUGAAAGGGGUGUGGCCUUUGGCGGCUCCUGGGGGUAUUGGAGUUCGCAAGGUGAGGGAGGGGGUGUCAAGUGUGAGAGAGGUGCAGGACUUCCAAAUUUAGAACCUUGAGGCCCUUUGGGCUCAGGUCCAGGGCACUCCGGCCACCAUGCGCGACAGGACCCAUGAGUUGAGGCAGGGGGAUAACAUCUCAGACGAUGAAGAUGAGGUUCGAGUCGCGUUGGUGGUGCACUCAGGUGCCGCCCGGCUGAGCAGCCCGGACGACGAGUUCUUCCAGAAGGUGCAGACAAUUCGGCAGACUAUGGCCAAACUGGAGAGUAAAGUCCGGGAGUUGGAGAAACAGCAGGUCACCAUUCUGGCCACGCCUCUUCCCGAGGAGAGCAUGAAGCAGGGCCUGCAGAACCUGCGAGAGGAGAUCAAACAGCUGGGGAGAGAAGUCCGGGCACAGCUAAAAGCCAUAGAGCCCCAGAAGGAAGAAGCUGAUGAGAAUUAUAAUUCAGUCAACACAAGAAUGAAGAAAACCCAGCAUGGGGUCCUGUCCCAGCAGUUUGUGGAGCUCAUCAACAAGUGUAACUCAAUGCAGUCCGAGUACCGAGAGAAGAACGUGGAGCGCAUUCGGCGGCAGCUGAAGAUCACCAAUGCUGGAAUGGUGUCUGACGAGGAACUGGAGCAGAUGCUGGACAGUGGGCAGAGUGAGGUGUUUGUGUCUAAUAUACUGAAGGACACACAGGUGACCCGGCAGGCCCUGAAUGAGAUCUCUGCGCGACACAGUGAGAUCCAGCAGUUGGAGCGCAGCAUCCGUGAACUCCAUGAGAUCUUCACUUUUCUAGCUACCGAGGUGGAGAUGCAGGGAGAGAUGAUCAAUCGUAUCGAAAAGAACAUUCUGAGCUCAGCAGACUAUGUGGAACGUGGGCAAGAACAUGUCAAGAUAGCGCUAGAGAAUCAGAAGAAGGCGAGGAAGGUAAGCCUGGCCUCUGACCCCAGCCUUGGGCACGCCAGGGUGACUUUCCAUGACCCUACCUCUCCCACAGAAAAAGGUCAUGAUUGCCAUCUGUGUUUCUGUCACUGUUCUCAUCUUGGCUGUCAUCAUUGGCAUCACCAUAACCGUUGGAUAAUGUCACAUGUUCUUGGUGAGAUAUGGCGGGCCUGCCCCAUCCCUGGCAACAGCCUUCCCACCUCCUGUCAGACCCAUUUCUUUCUCCUUCCCUUGCAGGCACUGGGAGAAACAGAGACCCAGCAUUUGUGGAGGCAGGGCAGGCCUCCAGCUGGACCCACCCUCACACUGGCCCUUGUGCAGAAGGGCAUAUGGCUCUUCUGGGUUGGCAGCUGCUCGUUCAUGGAGUCCUUCCCUUCAGGCCACAAUGCCUGGGAGAAAGUUUCCAAUGUCCUGUUUGUCUGGGACAUAUGGUUUUAUAAAAAAUUAAAAAAACAAAAAAACAAAAGACCAGAAGCUUGGAGCCAGCUGUGCUUGUGUGUUCCAGGAAAGACUGGCCUAGGCCUCCAAGUAUGCAUUCUCCUUUCCCGUGGCCAUUGCUGACACUGGCCCAGGCUAGCAAGCUCAGACCAGACUUCUCUAGAAGAGCAUCCAAGGGUGGGUGAGGUAGGCAGGAAGAGGCAGCACUCACAGCUGGGACUACAUAUCUCUAAAGUGAGAGGCUACCUAGCUCAAUGCUGGGACAUGGGUAAGGUAUAUACGUGAGAGAUACUGGGGCAUUUCUGAGAGGAAGAGACAUCUUGAGAAACACUUACACAGACAGGAAGAGAAGUUCCUAGUGGGGACAAUGUUUGUGUGGAAUGUCAAAAUGUAAUGGAAACAGGCAGCAUAAGAAAUUGCCUAGCAUGGGGUUGGGGAUUUAGCUCAGUGGUAGAGCGCUUGCCUAGCAAGCGCAAGGCCCUGGAUUCGGUCCCCAACUCCGAAAAAAAAAAAAAAAGAAAAAGAAAGAAAUUGCCUAGCAGAGGAACCAGCCGGCCAGGUCCCAUGAGCAGAGAUGGGCAUAGCCAUUUGUAAGAGGAGUCCUUAAGAGACUCAUCACCUCACAGUAGCUAUCUGGUUUAUGGGGAUUAGCCAGUGGAAGCAGGCAGAGGAGUCCAGAACCUGGUUUUUUACAAGGCACAUGAGAUAUAGGCCCUGAUUCUGUUUCAAGACCAGCCCGGUCUACAUAGCAUAUUCCAGGCCAUUCAGGGCUACAUAGAAAGACUGUCUUGAGGGUGAGGGAGGGAGAAAUAAUUGUGUAGCCUGGCAUGGUGGCACACCUUUAAUACUAGCACUCGGGAGGCAGUGGGUGGAUCUUUGUGAGUUCAAGGCCAGCCUGUUGUAUAUAGUGAGUUCCAGGACAACAGGACUACAUUGAGAAACUCUGUGUGUGUGUGUGUGUGUGUGUGUGUGUGUGUGUGUGUGUGUGUGUGUGUACAUAGCAGCAUACA
Rattus norvegicus (Norway rat) is the source of this 3826-nucleotide messenger RNA. NCBI's taxonomy places the organism in Eukaryota, Metazoa, Chordata, Mammalia, Rodentia, Muridae. The record is from RefSeq and is a predicted model, not a curated record.